Molecule: messenger RNA, 701 nt
Organism: Neocloeon triangulifer
Lineage: Eukaryota; Metazoa; Arthropoda; Insecta; Ephemeroptera; Baetidae
Gene: Mpc1
Product: mitochondrial pyruvate carrier 1
Exons: 3
Coding region: 100-474 (124 amino acids)
Biological process (GO): pyruvate import into mitochondria
Cellular component (GO): mitochondrial inner membrane
Source: RefSeq, a predicted model, not a curated record
UCGCACACCCACCUGCAGUUCUCUUCGUAGUAAACAAGUCGUGCUUUGUGUGCCCCCAGCUCUGUUAAUUUUUUCCUAAUUUUCCAAAAAACCACCAACAUGGCAUCGACUUUAAUCAAGAAGGGCCUCGACCAGCUCAAGAGCAAAGAAUUUAGGGAAUAUUUAAUGAGCACACAUUUUUGGGGACCAGUUGCUAAUUGGGGCAUUCCUAUCGCUGCCAUCGCUGACACAAAAAAAGACCCUAAAUUUAUCAGUGGCAAGAUGACUCUUGCACUUUGUUUAUACUCGAUGAUUUUCAUGAGAUUUGCGUGGAAAGUACAACCGAGGAAUCUCUUGCUCUUCGCCUGUCACUUCACAAAUGAGGCAGCUCAACUCACUCAAGGAUACAGAUUCAUCAACUACAAUUACCUGAGCAAAGAGAAACCCGCAGAGAUUGAAGCAGCCCCAGCAACAGAAGAAGUACAAAAGCAGUAGAAUAUUUUUUGUUCCACACUCGCCAGACACUGUUAUAUUUAGAGGUAAAAUAUUUCCCCAAUACAUUGUCCCCGGAGGUUCCGUUUAAUUGGCUUUUUGCUCUUAUAUAUCGUAAUCAAAUUAAUAGUUUGAUCCAAACAAAUUAAUCAAUCUGGAUUAAAUAUUACUAAAAAUCAUCACAAUGUUAUCCAAGCUAGUCGUAGCAGAAAUUGUCGUUUUAGAAAAUU